Didymella exigua CBS 183.55 is the source of this 1814-nucleotide messenger RNA. RefSeq lists its product as uncharacterized. The transcript has a single exon. The record is from RefSeq and is a predicted model, not a curated record. Bases 384 to 1721 code for a protein of 445 amino acids. Lineage: Eukaryota; Fungi; Ascomycota; Dothideomycetes; Pleosporales; Didymellaceae.
CUUCCCCAUUGCCCUGCUGCGCGUCUGCCAGAACCGAGAACCCAGCCAGUGAGCUGAGGAACAGCACGCUAGGCGAGAAGCGUGUUGAAACAUCAGAGAUGUCGUGCUCCCGACGUCGUGCGAGAUUUAUGCGAACCGCCCAGUUUUGCGUCGUGAGCUUUGUCACGAAAUUUCUGUCCGUACAUCACAACAAUCAACACCUAGUUCACCGACGUUACCGUUCUACAAGUGCGAGAUCCUCCAUAGCGACAAUCCAAGCGACUUGACAUUGAUUCCUAGCGACUGCUGUCGACAUCACCACCCUCGCAGCAUCUUCUAUUGCAACAUCCACGACUGCCAUUGCAACAUCUGCCCACCACUGCGACUGCGGUAUACCUUGCGAUAUGUCUGCCCUAUCCAUGCAACCCUUCCGCUUCCUGGACCUGCCAGGCGAACUCCGCAACAACAUCUACGAUCUGCUGUUGUGCUCAUGGGACGAUGAGCCCGAGUACGAGCCCAGGUUCGUUGGAGGAUUGCGCAAGCGGUCAGCCAGCUACGAUGCCUUGGCGCUGCUGCGAACAAACAAGCAGAUUCACGAGGAGGCGUUCGAUGAUAUGAUGAAGCGCAAUCAGUUCGUGCGCGUCACCUGCCGGGGGCUCAAUGCCAACACACUCUUCCUGGGCGACGAGAUGAUCGCAGCCGUCACGACAGACGCACGCAAGGCGAGGCAGUUCCCGGGGUACAUGAUGCACUUCACCCUGUCGAAGCCCGCGCUCUCGUCCGGGCCCCUUGACUUCUCCGAGAACGAGAUCAUGAUGUUGCGGUCUGACCUUCCCUCACUCUGCCGACAGCUCGACAUCGAGAGUGCAAUGUCUAGCGUCAACGCCACAGCGAGCGAGCACCUCUCUAUCCACGCAACCGUCUCCUUCGACCCGUCUCACGCAGAAGUGUUCACUCCCGCGAUUCAGCAACACCUCCUCGAGCCCAUCGCCGCCCACCUCCGCGGUAUCGCAGACCUCAGCAUCAGCGGGCCCGUCUCCACACAACUUGCACAAGCGGUCAAGUCGCGAGUCGCCCAACCGCGCUGGACAGACCCCAAAGCGACCCUCGACUCCAUCCACACCGGCACCGACGUUGGCAAGCGCCAGUGGCAGAACCACGACUACUACACCGCUGCCGAGUCCUGGGCAUACUCGAUGCGCACCCUCGAGCGCAUGCGCCACAGCUCGUCCUGGCUCAGCCUUAAAGCCUCGGGCGGCACGGACUUUGUCAACGCAACCGCCGAUCUGUACUUCACACUAAACCUGCUGCGAGCGACGUUCCUGCAGGUCGACAUAGCUGGCGAGCAGACGAGUCGCGCGCUUGUAACAAGGAAUGGCGAGAUGAGUCUACUUUACCUGUGGAAGUGCGAGACUGCGAGCGCACGAUUUGCGCAGCACGCGGAUGCUACGUGGACGCCGAGCAACGAGCAGGCGAGCAAGAUGCUGUAUAGGCAGGCGAGGUGUGAGAGGCUGAUGAGGCGGAGUGCCAAUGUCGUCAGGGCUGUGACGCUUAUUGAGCAGGCGGCGACGUUGGCGCCGAACGAUACGAGUAUUCGUGAUGAGAAGGAUGCGAUUGGCAACUGGCAGGCGGAGGUCGAGGAGGUGCAGCGCGCGGGGCAGCAGGUUGAAGUUCCCGAGGCCGCGCAGCGUGCGGGCUGGUGGUCGUUGAUCCGUUCUGCGGCAUCUGAGUUAGCGUCGUGAGCUGGUGCAGCCUCGAUGCGUUUAUGUUCACUGUGAUACCCAAAUUUACUUCUGACUUGCAUAUAUGCACUGCUUCUCACACUUGUAUUGCAU